UAAGCUCCGCCCUUGGCGUCCAGCAACACACGCACACAGUGGACGCGAACAAACCGAGCGCACAUCCAGGAUAACAACAAGCAAGCAGGCGCAACCAUGGCCCUCCACAGGACCACUGUAACCAACCAAAUGGAUUACAACCGGGAGUCCAAAGAAGGGAAACCGUCGACAGACGAGCGUCUGGAUAGUGGCGUCGACUCGCUCAAAGAGGAGGACUACCAGGCAGUAGCAGAAGAGAUAUGGCGCCUGCAGCUCGAGUGUCAGCCGUCGCAAAACAAGCAACUUUCAGCUUGUGCAGCCGCCGAGAUACAAGAAUGGAAAACACAAAUCACCGAGGACGGAGACACGCUACUGCACUUGGCUAUUAUUCACGAGGCAACGGACUACAUCAAAAUGAUGAUCGAGCUCUCCAAGAACACAGACUUCCUCGACGUCCAAAAUGACCAGAGACAGACGGCUCUUCAUUUAGCAGUCAUAACAAACCAAUCAGAUGUGUGCCAGCGCCUUCUGGCCGCUGGCUGCGACCCCACGCUGGUGGACGACAGCGGGGACAUGCCCGUCCACAUCGCAUGUCGCCAUGGCAACCUGCUGUGCUUCAGCGUCCUCACACAGUUUUGUCGUCCGGAGCAUCUCCAAACAAUGACGUCGGCAUGCAAUUACCAAGGUCAGAACUGCCUCCACUUGGCCUCAGUUUACGGUUUCCUCUCGCUGGUGGAGAAUCUUGUGGAUCUGGGAGCUGAUGUUAACUCAAAGGAGCAGCGCAACGGCCGCAGCGGGCUGCACCUGGCCGUCGACCAGCAGAAUCUGUCGUUGGUCAAGCUGUUGCCGAAAUUUAGCAUGCGGCUUGCUUUUUCAUGGCUUGCCAAUCAUUCACAAACGCAUCCAUCCACAUAA
Molecule: messenger RNA, 894 nt
Organism: Hippocampus comes (tiger tail seahorse)
Lineage: Eukaryota; Metazoa; Chordata; Actinopteri; Syngnathiformes; Syngnathidae
Product: NF-kappa-B inhibitor alpha-like
Exons: 6
Coding region: 97-894 (265 amino acids)
Biological process (GO): toll-like receptor 4 signaling pathway; cellular response to tumor necrosis factor
Cellular component (GO): cytosol
Molecular function (GO): NF-kappaB binding
Source: RefSeq, a predicted model, not a curated record